AUUUUACACACACAGGCUAAAAUAUUUUUUUUUAGCAUUACAUGUUUUUUGGGUAUAGGCUAAUUACAUGUGUAUCGUAUUAAUUGUAACAGAUCCAUCUUUGGUGAUUUAAAUUUUACCAAAUUAAUUAACAGAUAAGUUACGCUAUGGCUAAAUCUGUCUCAAAGUCGGACAAGAAUAAUUAAAACGUUUUUAUAUACACGGCUAUGUUUACUAUAAAUUUUCAUUAUGGCGGACAAAUGUCUCCCGAAUAGUAUUGGCGUACGUGACGAUCGUAAUGUAUGUCAGUUAUGCGGUAAACUAGAAAAUUUAUCAUUAUGCUCUGGUUGCCGUGAUACUUGGUAUUGCUGCAGAGAACACCAAAAGGCAGAUUGGAAAAAACAUAAAGGUGCUUGCAAGGAAAAAACUUUAAAAGUCAAAGAAUCCAAUCAUGAUAAUGAUGGAAAUCAACUUGUCAACUCAAAUGCAAGGGAUGGAAAACAAUUUGCCCCAAAUAGAUUAAAAGAGGACAUAUGUGAAUGUUGUGCAGUUGAGAAAAUAACAAUGAAGGAAGAAAAUGUGUCAAGUGUAAAACAAAAAAAUGGAAAUAAAUGUAUAAAUUGUAAACAAACUGCCAGUCAAUCAAGUAAAGUUAAUGAAAGUAGGCCUAGGUCUACAAUGUCACAGAGCCAAAAAUCACAUACCAAACCAGAGAGUUCACAAAUAAAUUCUGCUUGGCUUAAUAAUGAUGGUGUACGACAGGAGAGCAAAAACGAACCCCAUCAACCAAAAGCAGAGAUAGACAAUUCUGAGACCUAUGUUACUGUUUUAAAAUCACGUACAGAUGUGCUUUCUAAGUAUGUGAUAGAUUGUCUCAAUAAAUAUGGUAUUUGUGUGAUUGACAAUUUCAUUGGGGAUUCCAAAGGUACAGAAGUUCUUGAAGAGGUGAUUAAAUUGAGGUCAUCUGGAGUUUUCACUGAAGGCCAAUUAGUUAACUCGACUACCAAUUCCACACAAGAAAUUAGAGGUGAUGUUCUAACAUGGGUAGAUGGGCGUGAAGCUGGAUGCAGCAAUAUCCACUUUCUGAUAUCUUCUAUGGAUGACGUAAUCUUGCGAUGUGCAGGAAAGCUUCAACAAUAUAAUAUCAAUGAAAGAACAAAGGCAAUGGUAGCAUGUUAUCCGGGUAAGGAAACAGGCUAUGUACGUCAUGUUGAUAAUCCGAAUAAUGAUGGUCGCUGCGUUACAUGUAUUUACUAUCUUAAUAAAGACUGGGAUGUAACUAAACAUGGUGGUAUGUUGACGAUAUAUCCAGAAGGUCAAGAUCAAGUGGCAAACAUUGAACCAAUAUUUGAUAGGUUAUUAUUUUUCUGGGCAGACCGGAGAAAUCCCCACGAAGUUCGGCCAGCACAAAGAGAAAGAUAUGCUAUUACUGUUUGGUAUUAUGAUAAAGAGGAACGAGCUGAAGCUUUGAAGCAGACUAAAGGUCAGAAUCCCAGGAAAGUUGCUAUACCUCUUAUUAAAAAUGCUACUGGUAAUGGAAAAUGAAGAAAUGUUGGUCUAGUCUUAGAGAGUAUGUUAUAUAGAUACCGGUGUAUAUGAUUUGAAUGGAAAAUUGAUUUUUUUUUUCAGAUUAUUUACUGUGAAUCUUCUUUCUUUUUAAUUUAUCUAAUUGAACAAAAAAUCAAAAUGUUUGCUGUUGAUAUUGAAUUAAAUUUGCCACAAAAUAGGCCUAUCGUAUAGUAUUGAAAAUAAAUGUGUGUUGCAAUGAUACAAGAUUUAUUUCCCUCACAUCUGAAUCAUGCAGUUGCUGUACAUUCUUCAUCUGUUAUUCCCUCAUCAUAUUUUCAUUAUCUUGGUGUAUAAAGGAAGGAAAAAGAACAAUUGCUUUACGAGCAAGCAUAAUCCUUUUAUCCUGGAGCAGUUAGUACAGUGAAAGUAAGAAAAACACUGGCACAGAAGAAUUUACUUUGACUUUAAAUUUCAUGUGAACAAUGGAAUAUUGACAUUGUUUUAUUUCUUGUUGACAUUGUGGUCCCUGUUUAAUAAGCGAUUACUCUGGCUUAAACAGAGUUUAUUUCUCGAUAUAAUAAUAUAAUUCUGUGACACAAUAAUUAAAUCUGAAUACCCAUGAAUCAGAAAUUACUUGUGGCGGGCCAAUACCAUGUUCAAACUUAUUUAUAAUUCCAUUUUCACACAAUCAAAAAUCUAAAACAAUAUCUGAUAGCAUUAGGUUUGGAGUAUUGAACCUUUGAAUAUCAUUUUCAGGUGGACAUAUUUUGUCGUUGCGCCUGUCUGGACCGAAACUGCCGGACAAAAUGGCUGCAAAUAGUGUAAAAGUAUGUAAUACCAAGAUUGUGGACCCUCUAGAGGUCACUAUGUGUAUCCGAUUCUGAUGAAACUUAAAAUAUGGGUUUUUAUCCCACAGAUCUUGGUUCCUAUUGAUAUUGCUGAAUAUCGACUGUAAAUUCCUGGAUUAUGGCCCCUGAUUGUACGAAAAAUCAUGUUUUAGCUUGUGGUUCCUCUUUUGAACUGAUUCAGUUAUGUUCUGGAAUUGCUCCCUGUUUAAAAGACAACUUCAACAUCCCAUAGACUUUACAUAAUAGGUUAGAAUAGGUUAAACAAUAUAUAACCGUUACACCUUCAAGACGGUUAGAGUUCAAAUUUUGUGAAAAUUGGAUUGAAAAUGCCCAAUAGAAUGUAAAAGUAUGUAAUACCAAGGCUGGGGUAUUAGUGGUCCCAGUUUUUAUCCCAUUUUGAUGAUAAUGUUCAUUACUCAAAGAUCUUGGUUCCUUUUGAUACUGAUGCAUGUCGGACUGUAACCUCCUGCACUGUGGCCCCUUAUUGUACGAAAAUCGCUUUUUUAGCUUAUUUUCUGUCCAUCUCUUGCAAUAUGUGGGUGUAUCUUGCAUGGCAACGGCUUGUUCAAAUUUUUAUGAGUUACCAGGUUUAUAUAUGGACCCACAGAAUGUCUAACUGGAAAAACAGGUUUAAGGUCCAAUAAGCAAAUUCUUCAUAUCAUUUUAACACUAAGGUCUUUGUUGUGGUUGAUCCAUGACCUUAAUCUGCAAAUUUUCAGAUGUGAAGCAUAUAUAACAAACUUGUUGUUAAUAACUGAAAUAGAGAGUGGUAAUGUGUAGUGACAAACUUGUUAUUAUUGACUGAAGUAGAGAUUGGUAAUGUGUAGAUAACAUAACUAUUGUUGUUAUUGACUAAAUUAGAAUCUAGAGAGUGGUUCCUACCACCAUGAAUUCUAUUGUUGUUAUUGACUGAAGUUGGGAGUGGUUCCUGCCACCAACACUUCUAUUGUUAUUGACUAAAGUAGAGAGUGGUUCCUGCCACCAAUACUUCUAUUGUUGUUACUGACUAAAGUAGAGAGUGGUUCCUGUCACCAACACUUCUAUUGUUAUUGACUAAAGUAGAGAGUGGUUCCUGCCACCAAUACUUCUAUUGUUGUUACUGACUAAAGUAGAGUGGUUCCUGUCACCAAGACUUCUAUAGUUGUUACUGACUAAAGUAGAGAGUGGUUCCUGCCACCAAGACUACUAUAGUUAUUUUUGACUGAAGUAGGGGAGUGGUUGCUGCCAUCAAGACUUAGUUCUACAGCUAUCUACUUAUUUUGAUCAAUAACAACUGAUUUGUUAUUGACAUACCAAAUAUGGAAUUUGAGAGUUACGGCCAUGGAUCAACCACAGCAAAGAUAUUUAUUUUAGAAUUAUAUUUGGAGUCUGUUUAACCUAUUCUAACCUAUUAUGUAAAGUCUAUGGGAUGUUGAAGUUGUCUUUUAAACAGGGAGCAAUUCCAGAACAUAACUGAAUCAGUUCAAAAUUUUAUCUUUGGCCGCUUGAUUGGCUUGUCAAAUAUAGUGUCGGCACAGAGAAACAUGAAAAAAUGGAUGAAGUAGUUCCUAUCCUUUAUCAAUAUUACUUUGUUGUGUGGAUGACACCACCUUUAUUUGGAAUGUUGGAACUUGUGACAAGGGAUUGACAAUAAUUUUAAAACAUGAUUUGUAUUGUGACAUGGUAGGAAACCAAUUUUAUUAAUGUUUGAUUUUAUAAUGCAUGUUUAUCAAUAUUUUAGCUAGUUCUUAGUUAAUAUUAGAGCUCAAAACAUUAAGACAAUUAAUGGCAGUUCUGUAUAAGAAUUAAGUUAUGGGGAAAUUUGUAAGGCAAUGAGACUGGAUAGGUUUUCAAAAGCUAUAUGUUAAUAAAUAUUGUGGUUUCUUCAAAAGAACACAGUGUUUUGGAUUGUGUUACUAUGUGUAUGUGUUAUGGCAUUAUUUUUUGUAUUUGAAUUAAAUGAGUGUGCGAUUUUACCAAGAUAUGAUAGAAUGUAUUAAAUGAGUUUUCGAAUGUAACUAAUUGUUAUAGGUUGUUAAAUCUAUGCUUGUUUUAUUUUGUUGUGAUAAUUAUUUAAUUAUGAUACAAUUUGUUGGAUUUCUGAUUUUAUAAUCUGAAAUGGUGUAGGACAGGUGAAGGAGAAAAUAGUAUGUUGGAAUGAGAAUAAUACAUUUAGAAAAAUGACCCCAAACAGUAUUGGUCUAAAAAGAGAGAAAAUUUUAAGAUGUGGAAAUUUGAGAAUCCAAAUUAAAUAUUAGAUGAGUAAAUUGCAAAACAUAUUUAUUUAGAUUUAUUAAUUGUUCUUCGGCUAAAAGCCUUCAUUCUGUUUAAUUACAUGAACAAGUUAAUAAAUAUAUGAAAAGUUAACAAAUUAGACAAUUUUUGACUUUUUAGUAAAAAGUGGGCAAUGGUAAACCUCAUUCAGAGGUUAUAUACUCUUAAAGGCUCAAUACCACUCUUGUUGUAACUGAAUAAUAUGUCCCAAUCUUUAUUCUGGUCAACAAAUUGUACUAUUGUAGACUAUUUAAAUUAAUUGAUGAUAUAAAUUUUAUCUUUACACACCUUAUUUAAAAAUUUUGAAAAAUUCAACAUAAUGGUUUGAAAGGUCUAACGUAAACCUUUUCAAAUGAAACUUCGAUAUUAUUUAUUUUCUGGAGCUUUCAAGCCAGCAAGAGUGUUAUUGUCCCUUUAAGGCUGCAUUAAUUAUUAUAAUAGCAGUGAUUCUCAACCUGUGUGCCGCGAGAUCUUCCUAAGUGUGCCGCAAAUUUUGAACGGCACACUAAGAAAAUGCGAAAAACCAUGUGAUCCCAAUUGAGUAUUCACUGAUGUAACGGAUAAGUUCAUAGCUUUUUUUUUGCUUUAUUUAGUUUGAGCCAUUCUAUGCGGGUAUGACUAGUCUCUGUCUACGGUUGUAUGCCGUCUGAUUUACCAUGUUUUUAUUUUGCAAAAUUCAAAUAUUUUUCAUAUACAUUUAGCCAAGUCUGCCGCUAUUUUUUCAUGUGUUCCAAGGUGUGCUGUUGGCAAAAAGUGGUUGAGAACCACUGCACUAUAAACUCAUAAAUAGGCAAUCAAUUGUAUAAUAUCAAAUUAUUUUUAUACCAAUCUUAAUGUUAUGAAAUAAAUCUUAUUGUAAAAUC
Molecule: messenger RNA, 5452 nt
Organism: Patella vulgata (common limpet)
Lineage: Eukaryota; Metazoa; Mollusca; Gastropoda; Patellidae
Product: egl nine homolog 1
Exons: 5
Coding region: 229-1524 (431 amino acids)
Biological process (GO): cellular response to hypoxia; peptidyl-proline hydroxylation to 4-hydroxy-L-proline
Cellular component (GO): cytoplasm; nucleus
Molecular function (GO): ferrous iron binding; peptidyl-proline 4-dioxygenase activity; L-ascorbic acid binding
Source: RefSeq, a predicted model, not a curated record